AUGCUGCGUAAUAACAAGUAUGAACUCAACGAUGGUCUAGUUGUGACAGACUCACAGCUAGACUGCUGGAACAUGACUGCCGCAAAAUUGACCUCUCCCGCUGAAGUCUUACAUUGGGCUGUUACAACGUUUCCGCAUCUCUAUCAAAUGACCGCAUUUGGUUUAACCGGGCUGGCAACAAUCGACAUGUUGUCAAAACUACCAGCUCUAGAGGAGCAAAUGGUUCCGUUAAUAUUUAUCGAUACACUCCAUCUAUUUCCGCAAACGUUGUCCUUGUUGCACCAAGUUGAGGACAGGUACUAUAAGCCCCUUUCGCAGUCAAUCCAUAUCUUCCGCCCCGCAGGUGUCAGCACCGAAAAGGAGUUCGCUGAAAAGUACGGCAGCUGCCUGUGGGAAACUGACGAGGACAAGUACGACUUCAUAGCCAAGGUGGAGCCCGCUCACCGGGCUUUUCGUUCGUUGGGCGUAGGUGCCGUGCUCACCGGACGCAGGCGCUCGCAGGGUGGAAGCCGCGAACAGCUCAACUUCGUUGAAGUCGAUGAGGUCAACGCUGUACUUAAAAUCAAUCCCUUUGUUACAUGGAGUUUUGAUCAAGUCUGGUCUUAUAUCUUGGAUAACCGGAUUCCUUAUAACGAGCUGUUAAACUAUGGCUACAAGUCAAUUGGUGACUAUCACUCCACGCUGCCCGUGGUCGAUGGCGCCGGAGAAAGAUCCGGACGAUGGAAAGGCAAGGCAAAAACAGAAUGUGGUUUACACACGGCCAGCAAAUAUGCCCGGUAUCUUCUGGAACAGAAGUAA
This is a messenger RNA of Eremothecium gossypii ATCC 10895, 798 nucleotides long. RefSeq names its product phosphoadenylyl-sulfate reductase (thioredoxin) (gene MET16). NCBI's taxonomy places the organism in Eukaryota, Fungi, Ascomycota, Saccharomycetes, Saccharomycetales, Saccharomycetaceae. Bases 1 to 798 code for a protein of 265 amino acids. Gene Ontology annotation, molecular function: phosphoadenylyl-sulfate reductase (thioredoxin) activity. The transcript has a single exon. Gene Ontology annotation, cellular component: cytoplasm. The record is from RefSeq and is marked provisional.